Mesitornis unicolor (brown roatelo) is the source of this 1163-nucleotide messenger RNA. It is a transcript of the gene USP30, whose product is annotated as ubiquitin specific peptidase 30. The transcript has 10 exons. Gene Ontology annotation, biological process: protein deubiquitination. Gene Ontology annotation, molecular function: cysteine-type deubiquitinase activity; cysteine-type endopeptidase activity. The record is from RefSeq and is a predicted model, not a curated record. Lineage: Eukaryota; Metazoa; Chordata; Aves; Mesitornithiformes; Mesitornithidae. Gene Ontology annotation, cellular component: nucleus; cytosol. The annotation marks the transcript as partial.
CUUUGUCCUGUCAAGAGGUGACAGAAGAUGACGUCCUGGAUGCAAGCUGCCUGUUAGAAGUUUUAAGGAUGUACAGGUGGCAGAUCUCAUCCUUUGAAGAGCAGGAUGCUCAUGAACUAUUUCAUGUCCUUACCUCUUCAUUAGAAGAUGAACGAGAUCGUCAGCCACGUGUGACACAUCUGUUCGAUGUGCAUUCGCUGGAGCAGCCAGAAAUAACCCAAAAGCAAAUCAGCUGCAGAACAAGAGGGUCUCUUCCCCCUAUGUCGAGUCACUGGAAGUCUCAGCAUCCUUUUCAUGGCAGGCUGACCAGCAACAUGGUUUGCAAACACUGUGAACACCAGAGUCCUGUGAGGUACGAUACCUUUGACAGUCUCUCGCUGAGUAUUCCAGCGGCUAUGUGGGGUCGUCCUAUGACGCUGGACCACUGCCUCCACCAUUUCAUCUCCUCUGAAUCUGUGAAGGACGUUGUGUGUGACAACUGCACUAAAAUUCAGGCAGAAGGGACUCUGAAUGGACAGUGCAUAGAAAACCAGAGAACAACAUUCAUUAAGCAAUUAAAAUUAGGAAAGCUCCCUCAGUGUUUGUGUAUCCAUCUGCAAAGGCUGAGCUGGUCAAACCAAGGCACUCCUCUGAAACGUCACGAACAUGUCCAGUUCAAUGAGUUCCUGAUCAUGGACAUCUACAAAUACCGCAUUCCUGUUCAUAAAUCAAGCCAGAAUGAGCUGAAUCAGAAAAACUCCGAAGAGACAGCGCCUGGGACAAAGGAUGGGAUAGCAGUAAAACCUUCAGAGGCAGAGCCGCCAUCUGGUACUAAACCACUCUUUAUGAACGGUGCCUGCUCCCCUUCAUUUUUAAUGUCCUCGGGAACUUUUCCACUUGCUGCAUUCCCUGAGUGCAGUUCCCCCGUGUACCUUUACCGUCUGAUGGCAGUUGUAGUUCAUCAUGGAGACAUACACUCUGGACACUUUGUGACUUACCGCCGCUCUCCGCCUUCUCCCAAGAACCCCCUCUCUGUCAGCAGCCAGUGGCUCUGGAUUUCGGAUGACACCGUUCGCAAAGCUAGUUUGCAGGAAGUCCUUUCUUCUAGUGCUUACUUGCUUUUUUAUGAGCGCGUUCACUCGAGAGUACAGCACCAAAGCUUGGAGUUGAGGGCUGAAAAGUGA